AUGGCCACCACCACCACCAUGACUACCACCAAUACCACCACCACCACAAUGACCACAACCCCUACCAUCCCCACCACCACCAUAACCACCACCACGGCCACCACCACCAAUCAAAGCCUUUUGUUGUGUAAAGGAACACUGACAUGCACUGCCACAUUUCUUAAACUUAAGAGUCUACCUCCUAAAAUUGAAAAUCUUUUGAAAGAGUUUGAGGAUAUAUUCCCUAAGGGAGGGCCAAUUGGGCUUCCUCCUUUUAGAGGAAUUGAGCAUCAAAUAGAUUUAGUGUCUGGGGCAAGUCUUCCAAAUAGACUAGCCUAUAGGACAAAUCCUCAAGAAAUAAAGGAGAUAGAGUCUCAAGUGCAAGAAUUGUUGGAGAAGGGUUGGGUUCAAAAGAGCCUUAGUCCUUGUGUCGUGCCUGUUUUGUUAGUGCCUAAAAAGGAUGGAAAGUGGAGAAUGUGCUGUGAUUGUAGGGCUAUAAAUAACAUCACAAUCAAAUAUAGGCAUCUAAUCCCUAGGCUUGAUGACAUGCUUGAUGAGUUGCAUGGGUCCCUUAUGUUUUCUAAAAUUGAUCUAAAUAGUGAUUAUCACCAAAUAAGAAUCAAAGAAGGUGAUGAGUGGAAAACUGCUUUUAAGACCAAAUUUGGACUAUAUGAGUGGUUGGUGAUGCCCUUUGGGCUUACUAAUGCACCUAGCACAUUCAUGAGGUUAAUGAAUCAUGUCCUUAUACAGUGCAUAGGAAAUGUAGUUUUCUUAGGUUUUGUUGUGAACAAAAAUGGGGUCCAUGUUGACCCUACAAAAAUAAAGGCCAUACAAGAAUGGCCUACUCCUACAAGUGGCCAACACAAGUUGAAUAAAAGGCAUGCUAAGUGGAUGGAAUUCUUAGAACAAUUUCCUUAUGUGAUAAAGUACAAGAACGACAAAAGUAAUGUGGUGGCUGAUGCCUUGUCUGGAAGGCACACCUUGUUUUCAAAAUUGGGAGCCCAAAUUCUUGGAUUUGAUCACAUUCCAGAAAUGUAUGUUCAAGAUUCUGAGUUUUCCUCUACUUAUGUUGAGUGUAUAGAACGACCUCAAGGAGGUUUCUAUGUGAAUGAGGCGUAUUUGUUUAAAGAAGGAAAAAUUUGUAUUCCCCAAUGUUCACAAAGAAAACUCCUUGUCCAAGAAACACAUGAAGGGGGAUUAAUGGGUCACUUUGGGGUAGGAAAAAUAUAUCCAGUAUUUCACAUCUCCCUAUUGAAGAAGUUUCAAAGGGCUAUUAAUCAACCAUACCUCCCCUUGCCACUCAUAACAAAUGAAUGUGGUCUUGUGAUGUUGCCAUAUCGGAUUUUGGAUAACCGUGUCAUUAAACAAAACGACAAAACUAGUUUGGAUGUGUUGGUUCAAUGGGAUUCAUUGUGUGAUGAUGAUAACACUUGGGAAGAGAUUGUAGAGUUCAAGAAGGCCUAUCCUCAGUUCAACCCUGAGGACAAGGUUACUGUCAAAGGGGGGAGUAAUGUAACAGUCGCAUUAGAAAAUUUGAAGGGCAAGGAAAAGUUUGUUGAGCCUAUAAACCACGUGUCAGAGGGAGGUGUACAUAGGAGCACACGUGCCAGAAAGGAAAAUGCUAAAUGGCGUGAUUUCAUAGUGGAAGGUUAA
Vigna unguiculata (cowpea) is the source of this 1632-nucleotide messenger RNA. NCBI's taxonomy places the organism in Eukaryota, Viridiplantae, Streptophyta, Magnoliopsida, Fabales, Fabaceae. The record is from RefSeq and is a predicted model, not a curated record.